UCUUAUUUGCAAACAUAUGGAUUCAAUUUAGUGAAAAUUAGUUUUAACAUGGAAUUAUUAAUACACGCUUGGAGCGUAUUUUACUGCGUAAACGCAGUAAUCUCAUCAGAUAUUGUAUCAUUUGAAGCAAAUACAACACUUGUAGAAGACGGCAGCGCAGUUCUUCUUAAGUGUUUAUCUAAUAACCAGACAUUGGAUGUAAAUUUCUUUAAGGACAAUAUCUACGUUGGAUCAUGUGGUAUUUUUGAUUGUCAAGUUAUAAAUACUGCAGAAUACAUUACAUCACAGAACACUUCUAGCGAAGAUUACAACGAACACUACCUGACCAUAAAACAUUUCUCAAAAUCAUUGGCUGGAACUUACAGCUGUAUAUCGUUAAAAACUAGAGAUUCUGAAAUGGUUAAUCUAACUUUUGCAGCUUUUAUAAAGUUUGCGAAUCUAAACCCGACGAACGAUCCGGUGUCGGUCAUUGAAAACACCAGUCAUCAAUUUGAAUGUGAGACAUCCAUUGGUAUCCCAUACGCUACAGUGAAAUGGUUUAAAGACAACAGAACUAUCGAUGACAUUGCUGAUGACAUUGACCUUACACAUCUAUCAACAUCAAGGCAUGAAAACGAAGUUACAAGAAGCGUUCUACAAUUUCAACCAACAAAAGCCGACCACGGAAUGAGAUUGUUUUGUCUUGCUAAUAACGGAGGUCCUGACAUAUAUUCCAUAAAGCCAGUUUUGGAUGUUCUGUAUGGUCCAAGUAUUCCAAAGUGUCAAUUCAACAGUUCAGUGGUGAACGAAAAUAUCUCCAUACGGAAAGGUCAGGAUCUCACAAUUUCAUGUUCAGCUGAUGGUAAUCCACCACCCUUCCUGAUGUGGACGUACCCUACAGGAUCUUAUUCUGGCCAUAUCCUAAGUUUAAGCAAGAUUGCAACUGAUGCCAGUGGGAACUUUACAUGCUCUGCCCGAAAUACUUUGAAACCAACCGAUGGACAAGAAGUAAUUGGCUCUACAAGCUCUACCUUUGCUGUUAAAGUUUACGUUCCGAUCGCUGACGUAUUUAUUUCUUCACCAACAAAAGACGUUGUCGUCUUACAAAACAACGAAGAGCUUAUUGUGAAGUGCGAAUGUUUAGAUGGUAUUCCAAAAGCAACGUUUAAAUGGUUUAUAGACAAUGCAACCAAUGGCAACAAGACAGAUGACAAACUUAUCACAAAUGAUAAUGACGUGAGCGUCCAACAUCAGUUUCAAAAUGGUACAACAGUCAGUUAUUUAUCAUACACAGCCAAGUCUUCUGAAAGUGGAAUGAGAAUAUAUUGCGUGGCCCAAAAUGUGAUAAACGAAUUAACAGCAAGCAAUUCUUUGCUACUGGCUAUAAUCGGCAUUCCAGACACACCUUACAACCUCCAGGUAAAAGACGUAAAAACUGAUGCAGCUACCUUGAAAUGGAAUCAGCUUUACACAGGAGGUUUAGAGUUUUCUGUUGCCAUAGAACUUCGAGAAAAUACCAACGAAUGGAAGACACAUGAAGUCUCAGAGUUUAUCAUAAAUGACACUGAAAUGAGAGCUGCUUUGAACAAUCUAAAUGCAUCCACAUCGUAUGUGCUGCGCUUCAUGGUGUUCAAUGUGUUAGGACGAAGCAUGAUUUCAGAUGAGAUGCAGUUUCAAACACUUAAACAAAAUGAUUUAUCAGAGAAAUGCACUGUUUCUUCAUCUGUGUCUGCUGCACUGUUUGGUGGAAUUUUUGGAGCUUUGGUGCUUGGCGUGGCACUCGGAUGUGGUUAUACGUGCCUUGUGGUAAAAUGUCGGCGUGGCAGAGCCCCGGAACAAGUUCUGGAAAUGCCAACAGCUCAAGUAAAAAGAGAUCAAGAGAGUAAUGUUGGCGACCCUACAAUGUAUGAAAAUUCAGCGACGACAAGAGCAGAGAACGUUUCUCCAUAUGCUGAGCUGGACGUACACACCAUCGCAACGUCAACAUCCUACGAGAUGAUAAAGCAUACUAUGUUUGAUUACCAUAGAUACAGAGAUUAUCGAGUUUGCGUUCAAGGUCACCGUGACCUUGACCUUUUACCCGAUGGCCCCGAAAUAAAUGAGGGUCAUCUACAGGACAGGCCCAACCUCAAAUUCAAGUCUGAGGGUCAAUGUAUACUAGAUAUAAAUUCUUAUUUGCAAACAUAUGGAUUCAAUUUAGUGAAAAUUAGUUUUAACAUGGAAUUAUUAAUACACGCUUGGAGCGUAUUUUACUGCAUAAACGCAGUAAUCUCAUCAGAUAUUGUAUCAUUUGAAGCAAAUACAACACUUGUAGAAGACGGCAGCGCAGUUCUUCUUAAGUGUUUAUCUAAUAACCAGACAUUGGAUGUAAAUUUCUUUAAGGACAAUAUCUACGUUGGAUCAUGUGGUAUUUUUGAUUGUCAAGUUAUAAAUACUGCAGAAUACAUUACAUCACAGAACACUUCUAGCGAAGAUUACAACGAACACUACCUGACCAUAAAACAUUUCUCAAAAUCAUUGGCUGGAACUUACAGCUGUAUAUCGUUAAAAACUAGAGAUUCUGAAAUGGUUAAUCUAACUUUUGCAGCUUUUAUAAAGUUUGCGAAUCUAAACCCGACGAACGAUCCGGUGUCGGUCAUUGAAAACACCAGUCAUCAAUUUGAAUGUGAGACAUCCAUUGGUAUCCCAUACGCUACAGUGAAAUGGUUUAAAGACAACAGAACUAUCGAUGACAUUGCUGAUGACAUUGACCUUACACAUCUAUCAACAUCAAGGCAUGAAAACGAAGUUACAAGAAGCGUUCUACAAUUUCAACCAACAAAAGCCGACCACGGAAUGAGAUUGUUUUGUCUUGCUAAUAACGGAGGUCCUGACAUAUAUUCCAUAAAGCCAGUUUUGGAUGUUCUGUAUGGUCCAAGUAUUCCAAAGUGUCAAUUCAACAGUUCAGUGGUGAACGAAAAUAUCUCCAUACGGAAAGGUCAGGAUCUCACAAUUUCAUGUUCAGCUGAUGGUAAUCCACCACCCUUCCUGAUGUGGACGUACCCUACAGGAUCUUAUUCUGGCCAUAUCCUAAGUUUAAGCAAGAUUGCAACUGAUGCCAGUGGGAACUUUACAUGCUCUGCCCGAAAUACUUUGAAACCAACCGAUGGACAAGAAGUAAUUGGCUCUACAAGCUCUACCUUUGCUGUUAAAGUUUACGUUCCGAUCGCUGACGUAUUUAUUUCUUCACCAACAAAAGACGUUGUCGUCUUACAAAACAACGAAGAGCUUAUUGUGAAGUGCGAAUGUUUAGAUGGUAUUCCAAAAGCAACGUUUAAAUGGUUUAUAGACAAUGCAACCAAUGGCAACAAGACAGAUGACAAACUUAUCACAAAUGAUAAUGACGUGAGCGUCCAACAUCAGUUUCAAAAUGGUACAACAGUCAGUUAUUUAUCAUACACAGCCAAGUCUUCUGAAAGUGGAAUGAGAAUAUAUUGCGUGGCCCAAAAUGUGAUAAACGAAUUAACAGCAAGCAAUUCUUUGCUACUGGCUAUAAUCGGCAUUCCAGACACACCUUACAACCUCCAGGUAAAAGACGUAAAAACUGAUGCAGCUACCUUGAAAUGGAAUCAGCUUUACACAGGAGGUUUAGAGUUUUCUGUUGCCAUAGAACUUCGAGAAAAUACCAACGAAUGGAAGACACAUGAAGUCUCAGAGUUUAUCAUAAAUGACACUGAAAUGAGAGCUGCUUUGAACAAUCUAAAUGCAUCCACAUCGUAUGUGCUGCGCUUCAUGGUGUUCAAUGUGUUAGGACGAAGCAUGAUUUCAGAUGAGAUGCAGUUUCAAACACUUAAACAAAAUGAUUUAUCAGAGAAAUGCACUGUUUCUUCAUCUGUGUCUGCUGCACUGUUUGGUGGAAUUUUUGGAGCUUUGGUGCUUGGCGUGGCACUCGGAUGUGGUUAUACGUGCCUUGUGGUAAAAUGUCGGCGUGGCAGAGCCCCGGAACAAGUUCUGGAAAUGCCAACAGCUCAAGUAAAAAGAGAUCAAGAGAGUAAUGUUGGCGACCCUACAAUGUAUGAAAAUUCAGCGACGACAAGAGCAGAGAACGUUUCUCCAUAUGCUGAGCUGGACGUACACACCAUCGCAACGUCAACAUCCUACGAGAUGAUAAAGCAUACUAUGUGACAUAAUAAUCUAAAUAAGAAGUACUAUUUGACAAGAUGUUUAUUUAUCCGAGAAAUAUUAUCAUAAAGCAUUUUAGUCUAGCCUUUCAUAAUAGCUCUUGAUUUUUUUUGCCUGGUAGGUAUGCUUGAAGUUAGCACCAAUGCACCAAUGUUUAAAAAUAUAACACAAGUUCAAAUUAUUUCACUAUGGAAGAGAGUGGUACAAUGGUGAAGAACAAAGGGUAGUGUCAACGAAUUGGAAAAGGGAUUUGAUGAAAUUCAAUCUGAAGAUAAUGAUAUCCUUCAAUUAACGUUUAAAAAGGCCUUUGAGAAAGCGAAAGUUGUUUUGAUGUAAUUUAUACGAUGUUUGGGUGUUGUUUUUUUUAAUAUAUACAAAUAACCGGUAGCAUGAAGGUGGAGCUAGCGUUCGGAUAAAUUACAACGACCUUCACUUACACCGCAAGCAAGUUUUGUCAACAUGGUUCAACACAGUUAUUUCUUCAAUUAACCUAUUGAUUUAAAUUAUAUUCUCGUGUCAAAAUCAAUAACUAAGGUUCUGUGUUUAAUAACCAUUACAUAGACAAUUGUGUAAAUAUAUUCUGAAUUGAAUUUAAACAUGUUUAAAAAUGAAAUUGAGUUGUGAACUGAAUCGUUAGUAGUUAUAUGAUGCACUCAAUUUUAACAUUGUUGUUUAAUAUACAUUUUUUUAAAUGAAUGGCAAUUAAAUACAUUUUUGUUAUAAACAACAAGAAACGUAAAAAAAUAUAAGAAAUAAAAUACUUUUUAAAUAUGGAUUCCGACCGGCCAUCUUUGGCAACAAUAAGUGUCUGUCAUUGGUUUAACCAGUAUUUAAAAGACCAAUGUUAUUACACAGAACAUGUAUAUAUGCAAGUGUAUAAAAACAUGCAGUACACAUUCCAAAAUAUUAACACAUACACCUGCAAUUUAGAAUUAUAGAUUUACAGAAUUUAGAAGUAAGCAAAAUGCUUUUUCUAACACUCUCUUCUGUAUGUUAUAACUGAUUUAUCGGUGCAUUAUACUAAUAAUGUAUGCAUGCAUAAAAUGAGUUAACAAAACAUAAGUUAGCCUAAACAAAAGUUGUUGUCUUAUUUUAUGUUUACCGGUGGGUUAUAGUGAUUUAUCAGUGAUAUAAAAAUAAUAUUAACAAACAGUGAAAUAAUAUUUUAAUAUGUGUUAUAUAUAUGAACAUGGUGAAAGAUAUACUUGUUGACACGGAGACAACAUAUGUUCUCUGAUCACGAAUAUUUCCGUUUGUAAGAGAGCGGUUUUCAUUGUUGUAAAUCCAUGUGUGCUUGCUUUUGUCUGUUAGAUAAUUGCUUUAUUUUUUCAGGCAGUUAUUAAUUAUGAUGAGCUUGGACAUUGAUUGUAUAUGUAACAUUUUGGGCUUGUGUAGAGAGGUUUUGUUAUUUUUUACAUUUAAAUCAAAUCGCGGCAUUAGAUGUACAACUGUACAACAUGUUUAAAUAUGAUGUUUUAUGUGUGAGAUAAUGUAUCUAAAGAUUAUUUUUCGCAAUUGUUCCAACUUUCUACUUUCUCUUCGGAAGUUUGAAAUUCAAAAAUAAAAUACCGAAUCUGCACACUUUUUUGAAAGAAAACAUAGCUUUAUUCUCGUUCAAAAUAAUCGUUCAAUUUGUGGAAGUGUAAUCAUUUAGAGUUUACUAUUUUGUUUAAAUAUACUGAAUUUAUAUUCAAAUUGGCAAACAAAUGGAUUAAUAUAAUGACAAAUGGUUGUUAGACACUUACAGCGUAACUUACUGCAUGAACGGCGUACUAUGAUCAGGUAAUACUUAUUGUUUAAAAUUUCCAUUACAAAGAUUCGAAUUUUGAUGCAAACAAUUUACCAAAAGCCAAACGUACUCAUAAGUAACAAUUCACCAGUUCAAUAUUGAACAGAAAUAUUCACAUACAAAUGUGAUUGAGUACGACUCUUUGUUUUUAAGGAAGAUCAUUUUUCGCUCUAUAACUUCUCUUUCUCUC
Mya arenaria is the source of this 6119-nucleotide messenger RNA. RefSeq lists its product as uncharacterized. The transcript has 21 exons. Bases 49 to 4143 code for a protein of 1364 amino acids. The record is from RefSeq and is a predicted model, not a curated record. Lineage: Eukaryota; Metazoa; Mollusca; Bivalvia; Myida; Myidae. Gene Ontology annotation, molecular function: protein binding.